Molecule: messenger RNA, 882 nt
Organism: Paramuricea clavata
Lineage: Eukaryota; Metazoa; Cnidaria; Anthozoa; Malacalcyonacea; Plexauridae
Source: the annotation of a GenBank genome assembly
UACAACGUAAACAACCUCGCAUUCUCAUUGGAUAGAGGAAAGUUAUUUGAAAGACCCAGGACUCAGGAGAGUAGGGAGACUGCAAUUGUGAAUUUCAUUUACCAGUACAACGUAAACAACCUCGCAUUCUCAUUGGAUAGAGGAAAGUUAUUUGAAAGACCCAGGACUCAGGAGAGUAGGGAGACUGCAAUUGUGAAUUUCAUUUACCAGUACAACGUAAACAACCUCGCAUUCUCAUUGGAUAGAGGAAAGUUAUUUGAAAGACCCAGGACUCAGGAGAGUAGGGAGACUGCAAUUGUGAAUUUCAUUUACCAGUACAACGUAAACAACCUCGCAUUCUCAUUGGAUAGAGGAAAGUUAUUUGAAAGACCCAGGACUCAGGAGAGUAGGGAGACUGCAAUUGUGAAUUUCAUUUACCAGUACAACGUAAACAACCUCGCAUUCUCAUUGGAUAGAGGAAAGUUAUUUGAAAGACCCAGGACUCAGGAGAGUAGGGAGACUGCAAUUGUGAAUUUCAUUUACCAGUACAACGUAAACAACCUCGCAUUCUCAUUGGAUAGAGGAAAGUUAUUUGAAAGACCCAGGACUCAGGAGAGUAGGGAGACUGCAAUUGUGAAUUUCAUUUACCAGUACAACGUAAACAACCUCGCAUUCUCAUUGGAUAGAGGAAAGUUAUUUGAAAGACCCAGGACUCAGGAGAGUAGGGAGACUGCAAUUGUGAAUUUCAUUUACCAGUACAACGUAAACAACCUCGCAUUCUCAUUGGAUAGAGCCAGAGGAAAGUUAUUUGAAAGACCCAGGACUCAGGAGAGUAGGGAGACUGCAAUUGUGAAUUUCAUUUACGAGUACAACGUAAACAACCUUGCAUUCUCAUUGGUAUAG